This is a messenger RNA of Arabis nemorensis, 390 nucleotides long. Lineage: Eukaryota; Viridiplantae; Streptophyta; Magnoliopsida; Brassicales; Brassicaceae. The record is from the annotation of a GenBank genome assembly.
AUGGCUUUCGAAAAUCGUCAACAAAGCAAGUUCGAUGCCAAAUUCAAAGCUAUGUUCGAAACCAAAGACGAGAAGUUCCAGAAACUUUUAGAAUGCUUAGAGCCGCUAUGCAAAAACCAGGUACAGCUCAAUGUACUGGCCAGUUUCUACGUUCGAUAUGAUGUAGCCAUUAAUGUUUUACAUGAAGAGACAAUUCUUGAGUUUUGUAGGAAAGAGGAUGCGAAACAUGGUUUAUACAAGUAUGUGGAAGGAUUGAUUGAAUUUCCGAUUUCGGCUAAUGAUGGAGAUUGUUGUGUUGGUAAGAAGAGGAAAGAUAUUGGAUCGGUUGUUGGUCAUGGUGAAGGAACAUCGUCUAAGAGAAAGAAAAGUCGUAGUACUCAUAAGAAGUAA